UCUGACCAGUAUCGCAUCAUUGUUGACAAUUUAACUGGCACGCGAAUACCAGUUAGCAUAACAUUCAAGAUGGCAGCGCCCAGAAGGGUCGACUUUGGCGGAAUGGGGGACGAAAUGGAUGAAAGAAAAAUGAUGGAAGAAGAAAUGAGCAGGUUUGAACAGGAGAUCCAGACAGGCCAAGACGAUGACGACGAUGAUGGGCAGGGUUCUUACUCCCCAGGCCCUCCCCUGGUUCCUCCGGGAAUCCCCCAGGCCCUGUCAGUCCUGGGAACGCCCAACCCGAACCUCAUGAACCUCCGCUUCCCUGCUCCCCCGCCGUCCAUCACGGCCCCGCCUGGCCCCCCGGGGCCGUUGACAACUACAUCCAACCGUGUCCCAGAGACGCCAAGUUUCCAUCAGCAGGUCCCGAGCGGAGCGCUGGUGAGGCUAGCCGGGCUAGCCCCGCCCCCACCCCCAGGAACCAUACCUCCCCCCACGACGACCCCACUGGAGCCACCGAGCUCCUUCCAACAGCCCAUGAGCUCUGAGGGUCAUAGGUUACCAGCCCCUGGUCAGAUGACGUCGCAGCCAUUUCCACCAGGUGUUCAACAAGUUUCCAUUGAGGCACCGCCUAUGGCACCCAGGCCUGCGUUUGUACCCCAUCAGGUGAGAGCGCGCCCCCCUGUUCCCAUACAUCGCCCCCCUGCUGACCCCAUGCAUCGCCCCCCUGCCGACCCCAUGCAGCACCGGGCACCAGCGUUUUUGAACUCCGUGCCGAGACACCGGGGACCCAUGAAUUUCCCCCCAGGACCUCAUCCACCAGGAGGGCCCCGGCCCCCUGUUGGCCCCAUGAUGCCCCCACGCUUUCCCAUGAUGCACCCACGGCCCAUGGGAAUGAUGCAGCAUUCACCUGUGGUCAUACAAGCCAAGCCCACCACCUACUCGGCCAAACCGGUCAAGUUUAGCGAGACCAAAAAGGAAGAAAUGACAAAGGAGGCAUCUGGAGACACUAAAGCGGAGACUGUGACGACUACGCAACCAGGCUUCAAUGUGCAAACUCCUGCGUACACCCAGCCAGCUGCUUUCUCUCAACCCACUGCACACAACCAGGCCCCUGGCAUGUAUGGUGCAGCAGCAGCAGCAGCAGCAGCAGCAGCACAGCCUGCAGCAGUAGACUACAACACCAUGGCACAACAUCAGCAACAGCAGUUUUCCGACGGUGCCCCGGGGACCUCCAAUCCCGAGCAAAAGAAGAAGGAAAAGAAGAAGAAAUUUGUUCGGACGGCAGCGAGCACCGUUUGGGAGGAUGACAGCCUUGCAGAAUGGGACCCAAAUGACUUCCGGAUAUUCUGUGGCGACUUGGGAAACGAAGUCACGGACGAUCUGCUGACCAAAGUCUUUGGCAGAUACCCAUCAUUCACCAAAGCCAAGGUUGUGCGAGAUAAACGGACAAGCAAGACUAAAGGUUACGGCUUUGUCAGUUUCAAGGAUCCAAAUGACUUUGUACAGGCAAUGCGUGAAUGGAAUGGGAAAUACGUGGGCAACCGACCCAUCAAACUGAGGAAGAGCUCAUGGAAAGAUCGCAACAUAGAUACCUACAAGAAGAAGCAGAAGGAAAAACAGAGACUCGGACUCAGAUGAUCAACAUGCACUAGUAUCAACUCCAUGCAUAGUGUCGCACUUGUACUUUACCACUGUUUUCUAUGGUUCCUAAAAUUAAACACUUUCCCAUAGACUAGGAUACGCCAAUGUAAAUGCGAGGAUAUGGUAAAACACAAAGGAAUGGAACUUGAAACUUCCGUUUGUGGACAACAUUGAAAUUUGUUGUUCUCUCUUUGCUUUGUUGUCCUAGAAACAGUAAAAAUUCAAAAAAUCCCUCAGUGGUUAAAAUUAGGCUUGGACUAUAUAUAUGUAUUUCAUUCAUGAAUACCUAAGACAGUUUGCCUGUUCCUAUUUAUCGACAGCCCGACAUGUGGAUGACCGCUGAUAAUAAACACCUGCUGGUUUGAAACAAUUCAUGCACUGCUGCGUUCUGCGCCACAUUGCGCAGUACACAAAAUCUCCACUAAAGCAGAUUUUUAGCACUACGUGCGCGAGGCACAUACCAUAGACAUGGCCAGAUGGGUGUUUCACAAAACAUGGGAUAGAAUUGUUGAACAUAAUCGUUGGAAUAUUGUGAAUUUCUGACUUGUUUUGACUUCUUGACCAAAAUGUUUUUAUGAACAGGAAUAAAUAUGUGCUUGGCCGGUAUUAAACAAGUACGUUUAAACUGGCUAGGGGCCUGGACGUGGAUAAUGGCCCACGCCGAAUGCAUCCAGGCCUCCAGCUGGUUUUAAAUGUAUUUGUUUUAUACCCGCCAAGCACAUAUUUGUUCCUUUUAAUACCAUACACUGACAAUACCUUUUGAUAGUGAACAAUACUGAAUGAUGAUGUCAGUACACCGAAAUACUGAGUACCUCGGUAUGGAAUUUCAUUACUGCCAUUUUCCCUCUUAAAUAUGGCAAGAUUUCUGCAAAAGCUCUUAAAAAAGGUGAUACAAACAACUUGGGUAGAUGUGAACUAUAUGGGUAGCUGUUUUAAUUGUCAAAACUUGUGCAUAUACUAAUCAUCCAGCAGGCAUUUGAAGUUUGGCCCAUGCUGCCUGUUUGCAGUUUCCCCUACACCGCAUUUUUUUUUGUAUUCAGUUGAUGAUUGACUAUGGACACAUUUUGCCAAAAUUGUUAUGACAAAGUUCUGCUCUUCACAAAAUGUGUUCUCGUUGCUUUUCGGAAGAUGCAUACAACUGAAACGGUUUAAACUUGAACUGACAUCCUUCGGGUUAAGUCAGCACUUGUGUAUUUACAUUUGAAUAUGAACCCUGGCGUUCUCUUUCUGAAAAAAAAAACCACACCAAAAGCAACGUGGAUUGUUGGCUGGAAGCUGUUGCUUGUGACACAAAUUUACAGCGGUUCGUUGCUCAUUUCAAAAUCGUUCUUGAAGCUGGAUUGUACAUAGGUGGUUAAUAAAGUUCGUUUACAUAAAU
Patiria miniata (bat star) is the source of this 3001-nucleotide messenger RNA. RefSeq names its product RNA-binding protein 42-like (gene rbm42). Lineage: Eukaryota; Metazoa; Echinodermata; Asteroidea; Valvatida; Asterinidae. The record is from RefSeq and is a predicted model, not a curated record. Gene Ontology annotation, molecular function: mRNA binding.